Ricinus communis (castor bean) is the source of this 3535-nucleotide messenger RNA. RefSeq lists its product as uncharacterized. The record is from RefSeq and is a predicted model, not a curated record. NCBI's taxonomy places the organism in Eukaryota, Viridiplantae, Streptophyta, Magnoliopsida, Malpighiales, Euphorbiaceae. The transcript has 8 exons. The coding region runs from base 495 to 3401 and encodes 968 amino acids.
CGUUUCGUUUCAGGUCGCUGCCUGACAAAUUAAAUGCAUCUCUCUCUUUAGUGAUAACAGAAACUGGCAAAAAGAAAAGCUCACUCUUUCUUUAUUUUAUUUUUUUUGUUGUUGUUGUUGUUGAAUUGUUUUUCUUUUCAGUAUUAUUUAUUUAUUUUCCCAUUACUGUCUCAAGAACUGAACAGAUAACAGAGUGACAGAAGAUAGAAGUUUGUUUUUCGAAGUCUCUUCUUUUUCUUUUUUGUUGCUUUUUCUUGUUGAAGACUGAGCCAAGCAACCUUUGCAUUUUCCUAUUUCACUUGCGGCAACCGCUUCUUUGUUGCACUCUCACCUGCGUUUUCAGGUGAUUGUAUAAUGCUGGUGUAACUACACAGUGGGAGCUUAGUUGAUUCGUUCGCAGGAGUAGUGAAUUUCUCUCAAGUUUCCAGUGUCACAAGACUAAUCUUCACUAUUGCUAAUUUGCUACAAGUUUUGAACCUAUUUGAAAAACUUCAAUGCCUAGUAGCAAGGUUUAUCUGACUUACAAGAGAAAGCUUCCAUCAAUAAGGACUGGCAUUACCCAUAAAAAUGCAUGCCAUGGUUCACUUUUUGAAGGACAAAGUGACACUUCUAUGACUGCACCAGACAAUAAUGACGCACAGAGCGACCCUUAUGUAUCAGAAUAUCAGCAAACAAAUGCAUCAAUAUUUCCUGGAUGUGUUACUUGUGGUGUCAGAGGCAACCUAUUGCAGUGCAAAGAUUGCAACCAAUCAUAUCAUCAUCAGUGUCUCGAGAGGUCUCUUAAGUCAAAGCAUAUACUUAACAGGGAGAGGGUGAUAUGUGGUUGUAAACUACAGGUUGCUUCUGCUGAUGUGAAACUAAUGACUGCUAGUUCUUGUAAAUCACCUGCAAUGGAAAAUCCUGCUGAGAAAACCUCAUGGAAAGACACCAUGGCAGCUCCUUAUCUUGAUUCAUCCUUUAAUAACAAGUUACAUCACACUCAAGUUGGUUCAUGUUCAGUUUUGAGCGUAGCUUCCAAAUUAAUUCCUCGGUCAACAGGGAUCAACAAUGGAAACAGCUUGGAUCUUAUAAGCUCAAAAUCAUCUACUGAAAGAAGCUGCAUCUCUGCAUCUGAUGUUGGUUCAUGUUUGUCAAGAGUACCGAACUUGAAAGGGACUGAUUUACUCUUUAAAGAUAAGACCGUGGAAAGUCCUGGUGAUUUUCUUGAGCAAACCAGGUUGAACACUCCGUUGAUUACUUUUAGUCGAAGAUGUAAAAGGAGAAAAGCCAAUAAUGGGGCUGAUGUAAAAAGUUCAUUUAUUGAGGAUAAGAUUUGCUCAUCUUUCACCAAAUCAAGUAUAGCUGCUGCUGAUGCAGUGUCCCUUAAAGUCUGCGUGGAAGAUAAUUCAAUAAAUGCGGAGGUACGUGCGGAUGAUACAGGGUUGAGGCAUAUGUGUCGUCAAAAUCAAGAUAACAUAAAAGAUGUUGAUUCUGCAGACAUGCAUGUAGGGUCUGCUCUGGAAGCUAAGCCUUUGAUAUGUGAGAGAGAACUGUCUCGUGGUUCUGAAAGAACAUCCAAGAAUGGCUUACAUAUUAGUGGACAAGGACAUAUAUCCAAAGUUACCAUGGACACUGAAGAAGCUCCUCUAGAUAAUGGUUUACAAAUCUCAAUAAAUGAUGCUGCCAAAGAUCUAUGUGAAGCCAUAGUUGUAGAUACAGAGUUGGAAAACACUAAUUAUCAAGACGACUUUGAAACUCUGUCAAAUUGUGAGAAAGCAACGAUAGUUCCUAAUUAUGCCGAAGAAGGGAGAAGGCCCUGUUUGGAUCUCUCCACUACUCCUGACUCACGUGGUACAUUGGACUGUAAUGUCGAUUUCGAUUUGUGCUGUCAAAAGGAGCCUGUUCUUGCUCCUUCAGAAUCUCUCAGAGACUCCAUGGACUCCACUAGCAGAAGUCGUGCUGCUGUUUUAGAUCAAAAGUCCUGUCCUGAAUUAGUAGAAAACAUGAAUGAGAGAAAUGAGGAAGCCUUACCAGAUCAUCCAACAAAGGCAUUUAGUGAUGCAUCAAAUUCUGUGGAAGAAGCCGGGUCCAACUUAAAAGAUAAUGGUGAAGCUUGUCCAAGAUCCUACAUGGACAAUGAAUCAGGAAACAAAUGUCUGCAGCUAUUUUCUGAAGAAAUAAGGAGCAGUUCCCAUCUGGCAACUACGAAUUCAGGAAUUACUACAAGCAUGGUUUUGGAAGAAAGCAAAUCCUUUAAUUCAGGGAGCAAAACUUCUUGUGCUUCUCUAUUAGAUUUGGGUUUGUCCCUGCCAACAGAGUCUGAUAUGGGUAAUUGUUCAAAAAAGUGCUCCCUCAAGUCACCAAUGUGGAACUUUGAUUGUAAAAUUAGGGAUUUUUUUCAAGAUGCUGUGCAUCAAUCGUCAUCUAACCAGGCAACUUCAUUGCUGAGACAUAAGCUGAUGCUUGAUAGUAUUGUAAGUCGGGCAAGUGCUUUGAAUGCAAAAGGUUGUUUUCAAGACAAGUUUAAGUCAUAUACUACCUUAUGGUUGGAAGAAGAAUUGGAUUCUCUUUGGAUAGGUGUGAGGAGACAUGGAAGGGACAACUGGCAUGCCAUGCUAAGGGAUCCGAGACUCCACUUCUCUUCUUGGAGGACAGCAAGGGACCUUGCUGAGCAGUGGGAGGAGGAGCAAGCUAAACUGCUGAAUGGUCAUUGUUCGCAGUUCAAUUCUCCAUUAACACAAGACAUUUCUUUGGACCACACUGGUGGCUUCCUUUAUCCAAAGGUGGGAAUCUGGAGAGGAAAUACUGUUGAGGAAACUAGACUGUCACUAGGAGAUGUAUAUGCUCAUAGAACUGGCAGUUUCUCAAAAAAGCGGCGUUUCAAGUUUUCUGGUGUUGAAAAUGAUACAGAACAGAUCCAUAGGCCUGCCACCUACCGAAGGACUGCAAUGUCUUCUGACUUCCAGGGUGAGAUAUAUGCCAAGGGGUCAUAUGAUUUGGGGUGUAGGACUCUGCCAAGGUGCGAUCCCUUAGUAAUUAACAACCCUUUCACUUCUGUGGCAUCCAAAGGCAAUUUGCCCCACUGGUUGAGAGAAGCAGUAUACACUCCUCCGAGGCCAAUGGAUGCAACUCUACCUCCUGCUUUUUCCUCGAUUGCUCAUUCAGGGACAAAGCGAGUUCCGUAUCCAGAUCCUAGUGAGCUACACUUUAAUGGAUCUGAGCUCGGUCGUGUAAGAGUCAGUGAGCUAAAGCCAUCCUAUGGUGCUCAUCGCACUAAUGGUUCCUUGGGAGUGAGGCAUGGAAAAACUGAAGUGAGCAGGGUCUCUAUGCGUCCUGUCAAUAAACCAGAUAACUUGAUCAUUAUCGAUAGUGAUGCAUCUUCUGAGGAGACCAUAUCUGAUGAUCAUAGUGCGAGGCCCUAGCUUUCAGGAUGUUUUGUGAGCAAAACUAUUUUCUAAAGCUUUCUAAAAUUUGUUUAUUAUCUCCUGUAUAGUUUUGUAGUGCAGUAAUAUUUAACCGAUGAGGUGAUAUUAAUUUAUCGAUGAGCUUCUGUAAA